Messenger RNA from Ceratotherium simum simum (southern white rhinoceros), 1935 nucleotides. It is a transcript of the gene DRC4, whose product is annotated as dynein regulatory complex subunit 4. Gene Ontology annotation, biological process: flagellated sperm motility. NCBI's taxonomy places the organism in Eukaryota, Metazoa, Chordata, Mammalia, Perissodactyla, Rhinocerotidae. Gene Ontology annotation, cellular component: microtubule; motile cilium; Golgi apparatus. The record is from RefSeq and is a predicted model, not a curated record. Gene Ontology annotation, molecular function: small GTPase binding; microtubule binding.
CUGCCUUCUUGAGGCCAAGUAGACUUUGCAUCCACACCAAGGAGGUCUCUGCCAUAUACCAAGGAGUGGAUGUGGAAUGAGUUCCCCUCUGUUCCUUUCUGAGGGGGAAACUGUUGCCUUCUGAAAAGGAAGAUUUGUCCUUCUUGCUUCUCCAAAGAUGUCAACAGAGAAGGUGUGGUUAAGGUUGGGAAACCUUAGUGCAGAGUGAUGUGCUCCAGGUGGGGGCAUGAGCAGUAGAGUAGAGGUUCCAAACAGGUACUCCUCUCCUGCGGGACCCUGGGAGGGAAUCAGAACCCGCCAGAAGGUGAAGCCAUUAGUCAGAGCCUCCCUUGCUGACCCAAUCAUCUCUUCUUUAACCAAAGGCUCCCAAAAAGAAAGGGAAGAAAGGGAAAGCCAAAGGUACCCCGAUUAUUGACGGGCUCGCUCCGGAGGACAUGAGCAAGGAGCAGGUGGAGGAGCAUGUCAGCCGCAUCCGGGAGGAGCUGGACCGCGAGCGGGAGGAGCGCAACUACUUCCAGCUGGAGCGGGACAAGAUCCACACUUUCUGGGAGAUCACGCGGAGGCAGCUGGAGGAGAAGAAGGCCGAGCUGCGGAACAAAGACCGGGAGAUGGAGGAGGCUGAGGAGAGGCACCAGGUGGAGAUCAAGGUCUACAAGCAGAAGGUGAAGCACCUGCUGUACGAGCAUCAGAACAACCUGACGGAGAUGCAGGCUGAGGGCACGGUGGUCAUGAAGCUGGCCCAGAAGGAGCACUGCACACAGGAGGGCCUGCUGCGCAAGGACGUGCGGGCACUGAAGGUGGAGCUCAAGGAGCAGGAGCUGGCCAACGAGGUGGUGAUGCAGAACCUGCGGCUGAAACACUCCGAGGAAAUCACCAAGAUGCGAAACGACUUCGAGAGGCAGGUGCGAGAAAUUGAGGCCAAGUACGAUAAGAAGAUGAAGAUGCUUAGGGAUGAGCUCGACCUGCGGAGAAAGACUGAGAUCCACGAAGUGGAGGAGAGGAAGAACGGCCAGAUCAACGUGCUGAUGCAGCGGCACGAGGAGGCCUUCACAGACAUCAAGAACUACUACAACGACAUCACCCUCAACAACCUGGCGCUCAUCAAUUCCCUCAAGGAGCAGAUGGAGGACAUGCGGAAGAAGGAGGAACACCUCGAGAGGGAGAUGGUGGAGGUGUCUGUACAGAACAAGCGCCUGGCAGACCCUCUCCAGAAGGCUCGGGACGAGAUGAAAGAGAUGCAGAAGAAGCUCGUGAACUAUGAGAGAGACAAGCAGAUCCUGGUUUGCACAAAAGCACGUUUGAAGGUCACUGAGAAAGAGCUGAAGGGUCUGCAGUGGGAGCAUGAGGUGCUGGAGCAGCGGUUCAUGAAGGUGCAGCAGGAGCGGGAUGAGCUCUACCAGAAGUUCACUGUGGCCAUCCUGGAGGUGCAGCAGAAGGUGGGCUUCAAGAACCUGGUCCUGGAACGCAAACUGCAGGCGCUGAACACUGCUGUGGAGAAGAAAGAGGUGCAGUUCAAUGAGGUGCUGGCGGCCUCCAACCUGGACCCCGCGGCUCUGACCCUCGUGUCCCGCAAGCUGGAGGAUGUUCUGGAAUCAAAGAACAGCGCCAUCAAGGACUUGCAAUACGAGCUGGCUCGAGUCUGCAAGGCCCACAACGACCUGCUGCGCACCUACGAGGCGAAGCUCCUGGCCUUCGGGAUCCCCCUGGACAACGUGGGCUUCAAGCCCCUGGAGACGGCUGUGAUUGGGCAGACGCUGGGCCAGGGCCCCGCGGGACUCGUGGGCACCCCAACAUAGUCCCCGCCUGGGACUGGAGGAUACCCUCUUUCACACACCGAGGACAGUAGGUGUUUGUUUUUUAGAUUUGUGUCGUCAGCAAAUGAAGGUUCUUCACAUUGGCUGUGUCCUGUUGCGUGGCUAUGUGGGGCCCACUACA